Pyrenophora tritici-repentis Pt-1C-BFP is the source of this 231-nucleotide messenger RNA. The record is from RefSeq and is a predicted model, not a curated record. NCBI's taxonomy places the organism in Eukaryota, Fungi, Ascomycota, Dothideomycetes, Pleosporales, Pleosporaceae.
AUGAGCAGCUUCCUGUAUAACUCAAACUUGAUGAACAAGUUCUUUUUGGUGCUACGAUAUAUUUGGACGGCUAUACCAGUCUCCAUCACUGCACGAAAGCAAUUCGAUGUCAGCACGAGCGCAAGGGAUGCUGCCACAUUCUCCCUAGAAAAAGACCAACUUCCAUAUAUCCGUUAUACAUAUUUGUUUGGCUGGUACGCCUCCAUUGCCAUGGAUAUUGCAACACGGUAG